This is a messenger RNA of Didymosphaeria variabile, 855 nucleotides long. RefSeq lists its product as uncharacterized. Gene Ontology annotation, molecular function: O-methyltransferase activity. The transcript has 3 exons. The record is from RefSeq and is a predicted model, not a curated record. The coding region runs from base 1 to 855 and encodes 284 amino acids. NCBI's taxonomy places the organism in Eukaryota, Fungi, Ascomycota, Dothideomycetes, Pleosporales, Didymosphaeriaceae.
AUGGGAAGCUUCGACCAAACGAAGGCGUACGCGCCGCAAGAAGAGACCUUCUUCGACGAUGGCCGCGAAAUCGAGCUUCUGCACUUUGUAUACUCGCACCCCAAGCUCGAGAAGAUUCGCGGGUCUCCGAAGGAUGUCCUCGCGGCCAUUGAUGAGUUUGGGCGGACGAAGAAGUACCUCAUGAAUGUGGGCGAGGACAAGGGCCGCAUUGUUUGUGACCUGAUCGCAGAUGUGAAGCCGAAAACCAUGGUGGAGCUCGGUGGCUACGUUGGCUACUCGUGCAUUUUGUAUGCGGACGCAGUACGGAAAGCUGGCGGUAAACAAUAUUUCAGCUUUGAGCGCAACCCCGAAUUCGCUGCCGUGAUUUCGUCGCUGGUCGACCUCGCGGGGCUGGACGACAUUGUCAAAGUCGUGGUGGGUUCUAGCGACGAGUCAAUUGCGCGACUACAUUCGUCUGGCGCUCUCAAACACAUCGAUUUGAUGUUCCUUGAUCACUACAAGCCCGCCUACACCACCGAUCUUAAGCUUUGCGAGGAGCUCGGCCUCGUUACUCCAGGCUCCGUCCUUGCAGCGGACAACGUGAUCAAGCCGGGUAACCCGCCAUACCUGGAGUACGUACGCAGUAGCGUGGCCGACAAGAAGAGGAAUCUUGCUGGGGAAGGCAAAGGAGAUAGUACACAGGGAAUUGCCGAGAGGACUGUCAAGCAGUAUUCGAACAGAUAUGAGAAGGAGAAAUUCAGCAACAGUCCUGGCAAUCCGAAUCUGGUUUACGAGAGCAAGCUGGUGAACAGCUUUGAGCCUACGGGUGUCCCGGAUGGUGUUGAGAUUACGAGGUGUGUUGGUGAAGAGAAAUAG